CCCACGCUUUCUCAUGUCCCGGAUGUACCUACAUUUUAGUAGAGGAACAAAAAAAUGGGCUCGUUACCAAGCUUCACCAAACCGUUUAAAUUAUCCCCACACACGAUUAUUUUACACAUAUGAGGACCAGACCGCAGUUUUGAGAAGAGUCAACGUCCAUUGUCUCCGUGUCUGUAAAGUGAUUCAUGGCAUUGAAGAGAGUGAAGUUGGAGGUGAGAGUUGCGGGCCAAGUGUGUUGACACAGUUCAGGCUGCUUCACACUGCUGACAGGGCCUUCUGCCAUCCCCCUCACCCAUCACCCGUCUAGUGAAGAGUGAUGACCUCACAGCAGCAUGGGAAUGCCAACCCUGCCCUCCUAUCACCACAGAACUCUUCAUCUAGUCAGGGCAGGCAACACAUUUCUCGUUCCCCGAUAGACUCGUAUUCCCGCUCAGGGCUUUCCUGUCCUCGGAGAGGCUGGGUUGCAGCUUCAUUAUCUCCAACAGCUCAUGGUAACUCCCUUGCGCUCUCUCUAAGCCGAUUGGGUCCGGCGUCCUGCAGUAAUUCCUCCUCAUCACGGAGACCUGCGUCUGGCCGGGUGGAGCCGUGGCCGGAGGAGGCUGUGGAUGACGCAUAUGGGCUUUACUCUCUUCACCGCAUGUUUGAUAUUGUGGGUGCGCAGCUGACGCACCGUGACGUACGUGUGUUGUCCUUCCUUUUUGUGGACGUUAUUGACGAGUACGAGAGAGGAGGGAUACGGAGCGGGCGAGAUUUCCUGCUUGCGCUGGAGCGUCAGGGGCGAUGUGACGAGACAAACUUCCGGCAUGUUCUUCAGCUGCUCCGCAUCAUCACUCGCCAUGACCUGCUGCCGUACGUUACGUUGCGCAAGAGACAGACAGUGUGCCCAGAUCCAGUGGAUAAAUAUCUGGAGGAGACAUCAGUCCGCUAUGUUUCUCCCAGAGGAGCAGGAGAGGCGCAGCAGGGAACUCCUCACAGAAGAACAGGAACCCAGCCAUUGAUCUGCUGUCCUCCAUCAGGACCCCAGGUGUGCCCACCACGUGCUAAACCCACCCCACCUCCACUGAACAGGAAAAGGAAGAGAUCUCACACGACAGCUGACUGCAGAGAAAAACAGACCUGUGACAUACGACUGAGAGUGCGUGCGGAGUACUGUCAGCACGAGUCGGCUCUACAAGGAAACGUCUUCUCCAACAAGCAGGAGGCGCUGGAGAGGCAGUUUGAGCGGUUCAACCAGGCCAACACCAUCCUCAAAUCCCGAGACCUGGGUUCCAUCAUAUGUGACAUCAAGUUCUCAGAGCUGACCUACCUGGACGCCUUCUGGCGGGACUAUAUCAACGGCUCACUAUUGGAAGCCCUGAAGGGCGUUUUCAUCACGGACUCUCUGAAGCAGGCAGUGGGCCACGAGGCCAUUAAGCUCCUGGUGAACGUGGAUGAGGAAGACUAUCAAGCUGGCAGGAGGAAGUUGCUGAGGAACCUGGUGGCAGGAGGUGCCACUGCAGGGACGGCGAGUAGGGAGGGUCUCUUGUCCUAGUGGUGGGAUUGACUCGGUAAGUGGAGGAAAGUCAGAGACCCCGAUGAGAGAUUGAACACUAAUGAAAAGAUAUACAUGGUGGGGAGGGAAAGAAGAGUGAGGAAUGUAAGCAGAGAGGAAGUGACUCUAAAAAGAAAGAACCCUAUACAAGAGGCUGCAAUUUGCAUGUGGAUGGAAAGAGGUGAUAAAAGUGUUCUGGAAAGUUUUAUUUUGAGUAUCUCAAGUUGUGGAAAUAAAAGAUGAAGGGAGAAGUAUCAGACAACGAAGGCAUUUAGUUUAUUUUGUCUUUAUUCUUGUGUAAUUGACACUAAUGCUUUUGUUUUUAGGUUUGUGUGAAUUUGUUUUUUUUUUGUGCUACAUUUCCAUUUCCAAGUCUUGUUGCACAACCAUUGUUUAAAUGAAAUGUGUUUGCCUCAAAGUUUAACAAAGAGGUUUGAUUGACUGAUUUACAAUCACAUGCUUCAAUUCAUUAUGGAAUAAUCCCCCUGUCAAUGUUGUCUAGCCAUCCGUGGUCAAGUUUUUCUGGAUGUACACUUACAAGGCAGAAUCUCGGUUUUUAUUUAUAGCACACUGCACCAUUGCACUUCACUUUGGAAUUGUGACUACUUUAAAGAGAACACAUUCUCCAUUUGUUUCACAUUUGCACAUUUGGUUUCAUUUUAGCAAAUUCACAAGGGGACGUAGACCAACAUCUAAAGAUUCUGAAGCAUGGAGGAUUGGUUUUCAGAAUGGUUUAUUAUAUGCUUUGUUGCAACUUGUGUUUUGCUGCAUGUCCCUGUAAUUUUCUUUUUCUUUUAGUUCUGGAAAAAACGUUGGCAGAUGUUCACUCUUGUUUGAAUUCGCAACUUUAUAGGUGCUCUUUGUCCAGAAUUUCCCAAAAAGAUUAAGACAUUUGGGCUCUAACGCCCUAUUAAUAUCCAUGUUUGGACCAAUUUAGUUUUACAGUUAAUCUUCAUUGUUUGUUAUUGGUUGAAAUUCUGGGCAGAGCGUUAGUUGCAUCACUAAUGCUAUAAUACAGAGAUACGGCUUUGUAAAGUUGAAAUGCAUGUGAUGGCAGUAUUUGAUUGAAUUGGUUGAAAAACAGAUUAGGUAGUUCUGAGAGUUCGAGUAAAAAAAGAUUUGUACUGUUAUCACUAGGUUAAAAUGGAAUCUCACUUGGAACAAGGCAAUACACAUAACAGAAGCAGAACUUUUUUUUCUUUACUCAUUUCGGGAUGCUCCUUAAUAGCAGAUUGCUAAUGUGCUAUAUGUUUAUAAUUUCUACUCCUUCGAAUUCGAGCAAAUGUGUCCUGAGAAACGGCCACUGCCAGGGUUUAUAUGUUGAAAUAAUCUGCUGUAACGUCUGUCCAACAAGUCUGGAAAGAUGACACUCUGAAGUGAAAGAAAAAUGCCUGAGCAACAUGCAGUCGCAGGAAGAUGUAUAAUCUGACCGACUUGAUGUUUUUGCUAUACUUUUAAAAUACCAAAGCUGUUCCCAGACAUUCAUUCUCUCUUUAAUCUCUUUCUCCCUUAUUCAUUCUCUCCUCCAUCUGUUAAACUGUUAAAAUAUAGAAAGAAAACUGGUGACUUGUGGGGUGAGUGGAACAGACGUUUAGUAAAGUUAGCUGUGGAUCAAUUACUGCUAUUAUUAUUAUUAUAACAGAAGGAAGAAAAGCAUUUUGUAAUGUUUUCCUAAUGGAACUAAACAAAGUUACAGACUGGUAUCUAUUAUAUAGGUUACAUGUUCUAUUGAUUGUGUUCAAGUGUUUGUCUUUAUAUCUUGCAUGUAUAUGACAUUGAUCCCCUUAAAUAUCACACAGUGACAAUUGAGCUGUGGUCUGUAGAUUUGAGAUAUCUAGACAUUUCUAACCUUUUUUUAUACUUUGUUUUUCAUAGAGAAAGAAAUGGAAUUGCUACUUUUUGGAGAGGUGAGAUGAGUAUUCUCAAAGUGACACAGUAAAACAGAUGAAGACGGAGCACUUUAUUUUUUACUCUCUCUCAAGCGUUUCACCUAUUGUAACCAUAUAUAGUUAUACCAUUCCAAAAUGUAGGAGACGUUCGGCAUCAUUGGUCAUCUGUCGCAUUAUGACUCUGAUUUCUGAAUUAUUUUAUUUUUGUUGACCAUGCCGGUGGUUGUGUUAAGUGAAAUAUUUACGGGCAAAAUAGACAGCUGGUUCAUUCAAUGUCUGUACAAAUCAAUAAAACAAACUGAAAAAAAAAA
Carassius auratus (goldfish) is the source of this 3731-nucleotide messenger RNA. RefSeq names its product death effector domain-containing protein-like. Gene Ontology annotation, biological process: extrinsic apoptotic signaling pathway via death domain receptors; regulation of apoptotic process; apoptotic process. The transcript is spliced from 5 exons. NCBI's taxonomy places the organism in Eukaryota, Metazoa, Chordata, Actinopteri, Cypriniformes, Cyprinidae. The coding region runs from base 317 to 1531 and encodes 404 amino acids. Gene Ontology annotation, cellular component: nucleolus. Gene Ontology annotation, molecular function: protein binding; DNA binding. The record is from RefSeq and is a predicted model, not a curated record.